Messenger RNA from Papaver somniferum (opium poppy), 705 nucleotides. RefSeq names its product glycine-rich cell wall structural protein 2-like. The coding region runs from base 1 to 705 and encodes 234 amino acids. The record is from RefSeq and is a predicted model, not a curated record. NCBI's taxonomy places the organism in Eukaryota, Viridiplantae, Streptophyta, Magnoliopsida, Ranunculales, Papaveraceae. The transcript has a single exon.
AUGGCAAUUCUAAGAAGUUCGAGAGUGAUUUUAUGUCUCGUGUUCAUAAUGUUGUUGCUCAUGGAGUUAUCGGCUGGUGCAAGAUUGUUUCGGAGUACUGGAGGAGGAGGUGGUGGUGGCGGGGAAGGUGGCGGUAGUGGUUUAGGGUAUGGUGGUGCAGAAGGAGGUGGAUACGGGAGUGGCUAUGGGUCUGGUUGCGGGUCUGGAGGAGAAGGUGGUGAAGGUUAUGGAAGUGGUGGAGGAGGUGGGGGAGGGUCAGGAUAUGGUUCCGGGAUUGGUAGUGGUUCAGGGUAUGGUUCUGGAAGUGGUCAUGGCUCUGGGUAUGGGCCUGGAGGAGAAGGUGGUGAAGGUUAUAGAAGUGGUGGAGGAGGUGGGGGAGGGUCAGGAUACGGUUCUGGUAUAGGUAGUGGCUCAGGGUAUGGUGCCGGAAGUGGUAGUGGAUCUGGGUAUGGGUAUGGAGGAGUAGGUGGUGAGGGUUAUGGGAGGGGUGGAGGUGAAGGAGGUGGUGGAGGAUCCGGCUAUGGGUCUGGCAACAAUUAUGGAUCUGGCUAUGGGUCCGGGAGUGGAAGUGGUUCCGGAUAUGGGAGUGGUGGAGGACGCGGAGGAGGAGGUGGUGGAGGAUCUGGUAGUGGCUCAGGGUAUGGUUCAGGGUACGGGUAUGGGUCUGGAUAUGAGGGUGGGAAAGACAAAAGGAAAUUUCCAUAA